Cucumis sativus (cucumber) is the source of this 3762-nucleotide messenger RNA. RefSeq names its product katanin p80 WD40 repeat-containing subunit B1 homolog. Gene Ontology annotation, molecular function: microtubule binding. Lineage: Eukaryota; Viridiplantae; Streptophyta; Magnoliopsida; Cucurbitales; Cucurbitaceae. The transcript is spliced from 18 exons. Gene Ontology annotation, biological process: microtubule depolymerization; microtubule severing. Gene Ontology annotation, cellular component: katanin complex. The coding region runs from base 285 to 3101 and encodes 938 amino acids. The record is from RefSeq and is a predicted model, not a curated record.
CUCUAAAAGCAAUCAACCAUUCUCUCUCUUUCUUUUCUUUUGAUCUUCAUUUUACCAUUUCAGCUCACAAACUUCUUUUUCUUUUCUUUUUUCCUUCAUUGUAAUACCAAAUCUGUGCUGAAUUGGAGUUCAUGUUUGAUCUUUCACGGUGGUUUCAGUUGGGGACUACGUGGCUUCUUCAAUCUUCAACUCAAUUUCGCUUCUAAUUCAGUCCCUCACCCUCCGGAUUUUGUUUUUCCGAUCUUAUUUCUACUUCCCAGUUGGGUUUUUAGUUCUUGUGGACAAUGGCGAAGCGUGGAUAUAAACUACAGGAAUUUGCGGCACACUCAGGAAAUGUCAACUGUCUAAGUAUUGGGAAGAAAGCUUGCCGACUGUUCAUAACUGGUGGAGAUGAUUAUAAAGUCAACCUUUGGGCAAUUGGAAAACCUAAUUCUUUGAUGAGUCUUUGUGGUCAUACUAAUCCAGUUGAAUCAGUAGCUUUUGAUUCAGCAGAAGUUUUGGUGCUCGCCGGAGCUUCAUCUGGUGCAAUAAAGUUGUGGGAUCUUGAAGAGGCUAAAAUGGUUCGCACUCUAUCUGGUCAUAGAUCAAACUGCACGGCAGUUGAAUUUCAUCCAUUUGGCGAGUUCUUUGCAUCAGGUUCUAGAGACACAAAUCUUAAAAUCUGGGAUAUUAGAAAGAAAGGUUGCAUUCACACAUACAAGGGGCACACACAAGGCAUUAGUACUAUCAAGUUCACACCAGAUGGUCGUUGGGUAGUCUCUGGUGGUUUUGAUAGUGCUGUGAAGGUAUGGGAUUUAACUGCUGGAAAGUUGAUGCAUGAUUUCAAGUUCCAUGAAGGACCUAUUCGAUCCAUUGAUUUUCAUCCACUUGAGUUUCUCCUUGCGACAGGGUCAGCAGACAAAACUGUGAAAUUCUGGGAUUUGGAAACCUUUGAAUUGAUUGGAUCUACAAGACCCGAGGCUGCUGGAGUACGUGCAAUCACCUUCCAUCCAGAUGGGAGGACCCUGUUUUCUGGUCUGGAUGAAAGUCUGAAGGUAUAUUCGUGGGAGCCUGUUAUUUGUCAUGAUUCUGUUGACAUGGGAUGGUCAACACUUGGUGACCUUUGCAUUCAUGCUGGGAAACUCUUGAGUUGCUCAUCUUAUCGAAAUUCUGUUGGAGUUUGGGUAGCUGAUGUAGCGCUUAUUGAGCCAUAUGGAGCUAGUUCAGUAUCUGGGCAAAAGGAGCCAAAAGAACAGAAUCUCGGUUCUGCCUUCAAGAACAGUCUAGCUUCGAAAAGCACUGGAAGUGAUUUGGUGACUUCAAAUCUGCAAUCUCUGUCUCCUGAUUAUGAAACAAAGGAGAUAAAGAAUAUAUACAUAGACACAACUGGUGGAAAACCUGUUUCACCACAGAAGGCAGAAUCUUUAAGCUCCCCCAAAAUUGUUUUUGCAUUGGAUUCGAAGGAGAUUAGCUACAAUGCAAGCAAAAAGCAAAAUCUUGCAUCGCGAGUAGAAGUGAAAUCUAGUGAAUUAUCAAAAGAUAAACCCCCAGUUAUACCUUGUGAUAGCCCUGAGGUUAAAGACCCACCAAGCUCUGUGAGGGAAUCUAUCACAUUUUCGAAGACAAGGCGUGGAAUGUUACUCAGGCCGGCUCAUAUAAGAAAGCCAUCCAAUAGUAAAAUAGACCUUGAAAAACUCUCUGUGUCAGUUGAUUCAAGUAGAAAAACUGAUCUUGAGAGACUACCAGUUGUAGAUUCUGUAAAUGUCUGUAAUACCACCAAUGACUUGAAUAAAGCUCCAGUACAAAACUUGAAAACAAGUGUUGUGUCAGAAGUAAUACAUGUAGAUCCUUGUGGAACAAAUUCUGAUCUCAUUAGUAUUGAGAAGUUCGAAAAAAUCCCCUCUGUAUCAGCUGAGACAACUUCAGAACAAGAAACCUGCAACAAAUCAGUUGAGAAUAGCGAAGGGGCAAACUCUGUUAAAUUUGUAAAUGGAGUUGCAGUUGUUCCUGGAAGGACACGGACUCUUGUUGAGAGGUUUGAAAGGAGAGAAAAAACGAAUGAUGUACAGACAACAAUUUCACCAUCUAAUGUCCUUGAACCAGAGAAAACGAGAGAACAAACUAAUAGCUUAGAAGUACAAGUGGUUACACCUCAGAUCCUUGAAACUGAGAAGACACAUGAACAAACUAAUGACUUUAGAGUACAUGAAGUGACUAUGCCUUCUCAUGUCUCUGAAACAGAGACGAGAUGUGAACGGACUAGUAACUAUGAAGUACAGGCAGUGGCUAUUCCUUCCCAUGUCUCUGAACCUGAAAAGGCAAGAGAACAAACUAACAACUAUGAAGUACGAGCAAUGGUUAUUCCUCGUACCCCUGAAACUAAGAGGAUGGGUAUUAACUAUGAAGCAAAACCAAGAAGUAACCAUGAAGCAAAACCAAGAAGUAACUAUGAAGCAAAACCAAGAAGUAACUAUGAAGCAAAAACAAGAAAUAACUAUGAAGCAAAAUCAACUCUUAUAUCUUCUCAUGUCCCUGAAACAGAUAAAACCGACAAUUUACAGAAAGGAGAACCUCAAAUUUCUGGAAGAGAUUCUACCUCUGCAAAUGACAGGGAUGUCAUUGAAGAUUUGAUGCAAUCUCAUGAUGUAUUCUUAAGUACCCUCCGAUCCCGCUUGACAAAAUUGCAGGUGGUACGACACUUUUGGGAGCGGAACGACAUGAAAGGCGCCAUUAAUGCCAUGACAAAGCUUCCGGAUCAUUCGGUGCAAGCAGAUGUGAUCAGCGUUCUCGUUGACAAGAUGGAUGUCUUGACUCUAGAUUUAUUCUCAUGCUUACUUCCUGUACUUGUGGGUUUAUUGGAUAGCAAGAUAGAAAGGCAUGCCAGUUUGUCAAUGGAGAUUCUAGUGAAGCUUGUAGCAGUUUUUGGUCAUGUUAUAAGCUCAGCAGUAUCAGCACCUCCAGUAGUCGGUGUUGACCUUCAUGCGGAACAGAGGGUACAAUGCUGCAAGCAAUGCUUUACCCAACUGCAGAAGGUUCAAAAAAUUAUUCCAUCAUUUGUAAGGAGAGGUGGUUCACUAGCUAGAAGUGCUCAGGAAUUGAAUCUAGUUCUUCAACAAUGUUAAGUUUGGUUCACCGUGCCAAACUUCUGGCAAAGAACAAAUAAGUAGGUAGGCUGACACCCCUAAUAGAAAGAACGGGCAGAUGCAACAUCUUUUAAAGUUGAAGCCAUAGUCAUCCCACAAAUUAGCCGGAUGCUUGCUUCCAGUUCUGGUUUCGUCGGUUGUAAAGGGGAAUCCAGCAGGGUAAUCGACAGAAAAAAAACUUAGAAGACGACAGGGAAAUUGGCAUGUUGGAAUGUUUAGAUGGAACGUUGGAAGCCGGCCCUCCUCACUUUGAUUCUUCAUGUUCCGGGUAUUGUCUGUAUCUUUUGAUUAACAAUGUGUAAUUAUGUGCCAAUUCAUACCAUACAUGUAAUGCGUGGAGACAUUCAAUGCAAAUAUAUGAGUUAGAGUGAAAUCCGUUUGUUCUAUUUGUGUGUAAGUAAAAAGUUUCCUUUACAUGUUAAUUUUAAGAAAUAGAAAUAACCACUAUUAUGGUUGUAGCAUUAGCAGGGGGAACAAAGGCAAUGAUUCUUCAUAUUCUUGGGGCAUUUUCUUCACAGAUUUGAGAACUGAGACUAUUCAGUAUGUAUAACUUGUAUUUGAAUUGUAUAGAGGUAGAGUUUCACUUUAUAUCAUUGUACCUCUCUCUCAUGGAAUAUGAAUUUUGUAUUUCAUCUCUAAA